ACAGCUGUUUUAUUGUUACUUUACUUUCAUUGGUCCGGCGAAUUCUCAUUACCUAACCAAAAUAAAAUAACAUUAAGAAAUAACGAUGUCCUGGAUUGCAAAUAAUAUCCGGAAGGCAUUAACCUGCACGACCAAUCAAUCAUUCCUCCAGAAUUGGAUAAAUAUACCCGCAGUGAUUAACAAUUCACCAGUCAGUGCACUGGGUUUGCGCCAACUUUCGUUCGAGGAGAAACGUGCCAAAGGUCCGCUGAUACGCCGCUACGGAUAUAAGGAGCGUUUACAUCAGCGUGGUUUGCUACCGCACUGGGAUAAUGGACAGAAAUUGCCAAUGCCAGAUUAUAGACCUAAAAACGCGUGGUCUGAAAAACGUGCGUUGUUUGGUCAAAAUGAUUAUAUCGAUAUACUAGGUUCGGAUCGUCUACAUCCUACGCGUGUAUUAUAUUCAGUACCAUCAUGGUUACGUGGUGUUUCUGGCAAUGAAUAUCAAGUGCUACUACGUAAACGUAAAAUGCUUGCCAAAACAAAGUAUCCUAUUGCACGUCCCACAAAAUGGAAACAUUUACAAAAACGUAUACUUUACUUGUAUCGGUUCCUCAAUCGCAAAACGAAGACAAGUAUCUCCAAACAGUAGUAUAGUGCUUACAAUUGAUGUUAAAUGCAACGCGGCAAUGUUAUUCGUUUUGAAUAAAUUUAAUUACGGUUUAAAAUAUGUUUGAAAUAAAAUUGAACGAAUCAACUUCAA
This is a messenger RNA of Zeugodacus cucurbitae (melon fly), 742 nucleotides long. RefSeq names its product 39S ribosomal protein L51, mitochondrial (gene mRpL51). Lineage: Eukaryota; Metazoa; Arthropoda; Insecta; Diptera; Tephritidae. The transcript has a single exon. Gene Ontology annotation, cellular component: mitochondrial large ribosomal subunit. Gene Ontology annotation, molecular function: structural constituent of ribosome. The coding region runs from base 86 to 631 and encodes 181 amino acids. The record is from RefSeq and is a predicted model, not a curated record. Gene Ontology annotation, biological process: translation.